This is a messenger RNA of Durotheca rogersii, 2480 nucleotides long. RefSeq lists its product as uncharacterized. The record is from RefSeq and is a predicted model, not a curated record. The transcript has a single exon. The coding region runs from base 384 to 2309 and encodes 641 amino acids. Lineage: Eukaryota; Fungi; Ascomycota; Sordariomycetes; Xylariales; Xylariaceae.
CCAUCUGACGGAGACGAAUCAAAAGCAGGCGGGGAGCUCGGAUAGAAUCCUAGGCUGAGCGCAGAUAACGGAAGGACAUCUAAAUGUGAGAGUAGUGAGUACACCCAGCGGAUCUUCAUGGUUUCGUUAGAAAACGGGAUGUGGCUAAUCUUGCAAUAUAACAAUACUCGCCGACCCUUGAAUUAUUAGAUGACCCUUACGCAAAGGCCCGCCAUGGCCAAAAAUCUGUUCCCGAUUCGGCGAGUCCGUCACGGCAUCUAGCCAAAUCCAAUUUCUCGCGAAGGAAUUCGCAGACAGUAUCGACAUUUUCAGUUUCCUCCUUCACCGGAUCCUACCAGGCUCCCGACGAAGUUUCGCGGGAAAGCAGCGAUCGGGGACGCCAAAUGGCCGGACAGGCAUUGGCUGAGAACAACCGGCCACUAUCCCGGCAGAUGCCUACGCGAAGUCAACAUCCAAGCGUCGCGGAUCUUUGCAAAUCUUUCGAAGAUCUGUCAAAGCCCCCCUGUCCCGUGACUCAGACGUCCAGGAGGUCCAAGCGACCUUCCGAGACACCAUUCAUCUGUACUGCUCGACGUAGCGAAGGGUUAUUCCGACCCUCCGCUUCUACAUAUCGGGAGAAGACGGCCUCAGCCACAUCCUUUUCGAUAAAUACUUCGACCAAGGCUUCGAGCGCUCCAGUUCCAUUAGGUGUUCAGCCUAGCCAAAGAGCAGCCCAACUGGAUGGAUCCGGCUUCGACGGGACGUCGCAAUUUGCGCACAACUAUACGCACGAUGGGGAGACAGCAGCAGCAAAGCUGCUCUCUCCAAUCAGACAAACAAGCCGAGUUUCCGACCUUCGGAGACGCUUCGAGCGAUGCUCACCCCCAAGCUCAUCUCCAAAAGUGAUGAGAGCUUUGUGGCAAUGUCGCCGGCGGAACAAGCCGUCCCGCGCAGCCGACAGAAACUGUGUCAAAACAAGCGAUUCAUUGGGACGUUCAACGACGGCGGGUGCCCAUAAUAUGGGCUCGUUUGGGAUGUCGUCGGUUCCUCGGUUAAACAUGAACAUUUCCCUAAGCGAUUUCUCCUGUGACUUCAACAGAACAGUCGACGAUACGGAAGCGGCGGGAGCGAGAAAACAACCCGAAGAAGUCGGCGACGGAGGUGAGUUGACUAAACAGAAGUCGCCCGUCAGAGGUCUCAUCCAGCAAUUUGAACAUCUCGGAGUCUCUUCGACUACUGGCCUAUGCCUAGGCAAGCGAGAUGAGGGCAAAGACUCCCACGUGCACGAAGCUUUGACUGAAAAGAGUAGUGUCGAAAAUGUCAAAAGGCGGGCAAGCUGGGUUAUGUUGAGGCAGCGGAGUAUUGUAAUGUGGCGGCGAAUCUCGAACCCGUUUACCCGACCGUCGUAUGGUGGAAGUGACGGCAACGUGGAUAGAGACAAGCCCAAUUCUAGCGUAUCGGAUAACGCGAGUGUUGCUGAGCUAUGUCCUAAGCGAUCUCGACAGCAAUAUCGCCGUUCAGACGUUCCUAGCUGCGAUUCGCAUCAUGGACUGGCCCGCUCUUCGCCCGACGUCCAAUUACCCAGCGAGCGAAAUACCAAUGUCAAGCAUGAAUUGGCGGUCAAACCCAAGGACCAGCCUCAGUAUCUAACAAGGAGCCCGUCCUUGUCGCGCUGUGCCUCGCCCAACGUAACCGAUCCUUCACUUCUACACCCUCCGUAUGAUCGCCUACGGCCUUCGAACGAGCUGGUCAGUUUUGACCUUGAUGGUUCCGAACUUUCCAAGGGACGCAAGCAUAGGGACACCUCUCUCGACGGGCAAAGUCGUGAUUCUCCCGAUCCGCCCCCCUCUUGGGCCGCCUCCCAAAACAGUCAUGAGGCCCUGCCUCCCGUAGGGUCAAUGGAAAAGAUGGCGGAACGUAGACGCCGGCGCCUCGAAAAGAAAAGAUUUGACCAAGAGGAGAAAGAGAAGAAAAAGGAGAAAAAGGCAAAGGGCAAAGGUAAAGAGAAGGAUACGUUACCCAGCGAAAUAAAGGGCCAGGGCAUCGGAGGGGACACACAGGGUGGGGGAAAGGAGACUGAGGUGGCGACUGAAAAGGAGAAGGAGAGCAGUUUGGGUAGGAUGGCCGGAUCGGGCUUUGUAGUGCGCCAGGUCAACGGCGUGAGUCUUAGGCACCCGAAGCCCAGGAGACCGGGGCAAGUCCAGAAGAUUAUCAACAUGUUUAAGGAGAAGACUAGGAGCGGAUCCAAACUGACCAGUGGAAGUGGCAUCGGGUCCGCCUCUGGCGGGGGAAGUGGUUAUGCUGCCGCAGUCAAUGAGGGGGCAAAGUAGACGGUGGGAACGAAUUAGUAGCACGAGAUUCGCGAGAUAAAUAAGUCGUCGUUAGAGUAUAUUGGCUAGUGCGCAGUCGACGAAAAGGGAAGAUGGGGAUGAGACUACCAUGAUGGAGAGGUUGAGCAGUCGGCGACCACCUAAUGAACCCUUUUACUCAGGGGAGGCGGG